This is a messenger RNA of Lagopus muta (rock ptarmigan), 2508 nucleotides long. RefSeq names its product protein phosphatase 2 regulatory subunit B'epsilon (gene PPP2R5E). Lineage: Eukaryota; Metazoa; Chordata; Aves; Galliformes; Phasianidae. Gene Ontology annotation, molecular function: protein phosphatase activator activity. The transcript has 14 exons. Gene Ontology annotation, biological process: protein dephosphorylation; signal transduction. The coding region runs from base 597 to 2000 and encodes 467 amino acids. Gene Ontology annotation, cellular component: nucleus; protein phosphatase type 2A complex; cytosol. The record is from RefSeq and is a predicted model, not a curated record.
CGCUUGGUUGUGAGCGAGGGAGGGAGCGUGUGUGCGUGCGUGUGUGCGAGCGAGUGCCAUGGCCGGAGCCCGCUGAGAGCGACAAUAGGAGCGAGCCGGAGCGCGACCCCGACGCCCGCCGGGACCCCGUCGCUCACCUGAGGCAGCCGCCGGCGGAAGAGGCCUGCCCUCCCUUCGCGGGGCCGCCCGCACCGCGCCCGCCGCUCCCCCUCGCCUCGGCUCGGCUCCCCCCGCGUUUCUCCCCCCCCCUUUGCCCCCCCUUCCCCUCCGCCGCCUCCUCGGGGCCCCUCCGCAGGGCUCCGCCGGGAAUGUGAGUGAGGCAGCGGGCGUCGCAGGCAGGGGGCCGCGCCGAGUGCAUGGGACUGAGCGCAGCCCGAGCAGCCGCCCGCUCCUGAAGCCGCCGCCAACGCCGCCCUGCGCCGGGGAGGCCGCCGACGCCGCCGAGGCCUACAGGCUGCUGCGCCGCCGCGGCGGGGACCGAGCCCGGCGCGUACCGCACUCCAGGCAUCGGCCGCGCUCCGCCGAGCCCGGCUCAGGCCGCCGCCGCCGCCUCCCCCCCGUCUCCGGCUUCUCAACCGGGAGGGUCAAGUAGGGAUAUGUCCUCAGCACCAACUACUCCUCCAUCAGUGGAUAAAGUAGACGGAUUUUCUCGGAAGUCCGUCAGAAAAGCCAGACAGAAGAGGUCACAAAGCUCCUCCCAGUUUAGGUCUCAGGGCAAGCCUAUUGAGUUAACUCCUCUGCCUCUGCUGAAAGACGUUCCAUCUUCAGAGCAGCCUGAACUGUUCCUAAAGAAACUUCAACAGUGCUGUGUCAUUUUUGACUUCAUGGACACGCUUUCAGACCUUAAAAUGAAAGAAUACAAGCGCUCCACUCUUAAUGAACUGGUCGACUACAUUACAAUAAGCAGAGGCUGUUUGACAGAGCAGACUUACCCUGAAGUAGUUAGAAUGGUAUCUUGCAAUAUCUUCAGAACUCUCCCACCUAGUGACAGCAAUGAAUUUGAUCCAGAAGAAGAUGAACCCACCUUGGAGGCAUCAUGGCCACAUCUACAGCUUGUAUAUGAGUUUUUCAUACGAUUUUUGGAAAGCCAAGAAUUUCAGCCCAGCAUUGCCAAAAAAUACAUAGAUCAGAAAUUUGUAUUGCAGUUGUUGGAGCUGUUUGAUAGCGAAGACCCUCGAGAACGGGACUACCUAAAAACAGUCUUGCACAGAAUUUAUGGCAAGUUUCUGGGUCUUAGAGCAUUUAUCCGAAAACAGAUUAAUAAUAUUUUUCUACGAUUUGUUUAUGAAACUGAACACUUCAAUGGCGUAGCUGAGCUGUUGGAAAUUUUAGGAAGUAUUAUCAAUGGUUUUGCUUUACCUCUUAAGGCAGAGCAUAAACAGUUUCUGGUGAAGGUGCUGAUUCCUUUACAUACUGUCAGAAGUUUAUCACUCUUCCAUGCACAGCUGGCAUAUUGCAUAGUACAGUUUCUGGAGAAAGACCCCUCACUCACAGAACCAGUCAUCAGAGGCUUAAUGAAAUUCUGGCCGAAAACCUGCAGUCAGAAAGAGGUCAUGUUCCUAGGAGAGCUGGAGGAAAUCUUGGAUGUAAUUGAACCAUCACAAUUUGUCAAAAUCCAGGAACCCUUGUUUAAACAAAUUGCCAAGUGUGUCUCUAGCCCUCAUUUUCAGGUGGCUGAAAGAGCACUGUACUAUUGGAAUAAUGAAUACAUCAUGAGUUUGAUAGAGGAGAAUUCAAAUGUCAUACUUCCCAUCAUGUUUUCCAGCCUUUAUAGGAUUUCUAAAGAGCACUGGAAUCCGGCUAUUGUGGCUUUAGUCUACAAUGUGUUGAAGGCAUUUAUGGAAAUGAACAGCACCAUGUUUGAUGAGCUGACAGCCACUUACAAGUCAGAUCGUCAGCGUGAGAAGAAGAAAGAAAAAGAGCGUGAAGAACUGUGGAAAAAACUGGAGGAUUUGGAAUUAAAGAGAGGUCUUAGACGUGAUGGAAUAAUUCCAACUUAACAAAAAAACAAAACAGCAUUAUUAACCUGUGGAGUCACACAUUUAUGUAGUAGAAGAUGGAGCAACAGUUUUCUGUAUUGUGCAACUUUACAGUAGAUUUCACAUUUGUUUCAUUAUUACAACAGCACUGUAUAUACCUGUCUCUAAGUAAAGGAAAAAAAUAAGGACUUUAAUCCAAAGUUUGGACAGCAGAUGGACUUCUCAGAACUUUGCAAACAUAAUCAUUGUUUUAACCCUUCUUUAAAACCAGUCUUCAAAGAUCUGUUGAUGAAAAUUGCAAUGUCAGAUUUCAUUGUCAGGACCUGUUCCUUAUUUAUCGUAAGCAGAGAGUAUAAUACAACUUUCAAAUGUGAACAAUCUUAAAAUUUAGCUUGUCUUUCUGCUAAACUGUUAAGUGUAUUUAUAGUAAAAGAGAAAAAAGACUGUCAUUUCCUUAUGAGUUUGUGUAACAUCCUCCUUCUCUGGAUAACUUUACUGUAAUUUGACUUUUUUUUUUUUCUUUCCUUUU